ACGCCGUCCUGGGACAGAUCCCGGCCCAGACGCACGCGGCUCGGAGCGGUCGGGGUACCAGUGCUGCCUGCGAGACACCCUAGAGGUCGAGGAGAGCAGCGGCCGUCGUGUGGCCGGGGCUGGGGGGCCACCCUGUGCUGAUGUGAGCACCGCGGGGAGCGGGCGGGGACCUCUGGAGCGACUCUCACCCGCCCCCCCUGCGCCAGCGAGGCUCCAGCGCUCACCGUCGCGCCGCGCCGCGCCGCCAGUUUCUCCCCGUCGGGGUCCCCGAGCCCCGCUGCUGCACCCUUUCCGACCCCUGCAGGGCCUGGCGCACCGCCGGGCAUGGAGCCCUUCUUCAGGAAGCUGCUGACCUUCCUGUCCUUCUUCUGGGACAAGAUCUGGCCGGCGGGCGCGCCGCGGUUCCCGAACCCGGACUCCGACGCCGACGUGGAGCCGGAACCCGCGGCAGCGGAGCCCCCCACCGCGGAGCCCUGCAACCCCCCGGCCCCCGCGCAGCUCUUCAGGGCUGACUUCACGGCGCGGAGCGCGGAGGACCUGAGUGUCAGCCGCGGGGAGAGGCUGCACGCCCUCAGGGAGGAGGGCGGCUACAUCCUCGCCCGCCGGCUCGCGGGCUGGCCCAGCACGGGGCUGGUGCCCAUCACCUACGUGGCCAAGGCCGCCCCUGAGACGCUCUGGAACCAGCCCCUCCCCAAGCUCGUGGACCACCACGAGGCCCAGAGCCUGUCCCACGGCCUGUGGCUGACCUCGCCCCGCCGAAAGCAUGAGCUGGAGCCCCUGCCCCACUGUGACGAUUGGGAGAGGCCUCGGGAAGAGUUCACGCUCUGCAGGAAGCUGGGCUCCGGCUACUUUGGGGAGGUCUUCAAAGGGCUCUGGAAGGACAAGGUCCGAGUGGCCAUCAAGGUGAUCGUCCGAGGUGAGCGGCUUCUGCGUCGGCACACGUUCCAGUCGGAGAUCCGGGCCAUGAAGAAGCCGCGGCACAAGCCCAUCCUGGCACUGUGGGGGACCCUGGGUACAUCAUCAGAGCUCCUGCCCACGGGGAGCCUGCUGGAGCUGCUGCGGGACUCCGAUGAGAAAACCCUGCCCAUCUCGGAGCUGGUGGGCAUUGCAGCACAGGUGGCCGGGGGCAUGUGCUACCUGGAAUUGCAUAAUUACAUCCACGGGGAUCUGGCCACCAGGAACAUCCUCGUGGGGGAAAACAACAUCUGCAAAAUCGGGGACUUGGGGCUGGGCAGGCUCAUCAAGAACGUCUACCUCUUCCAUGACCACAGCAUCCCUCACAAGUGGACUGCCCCCGAGGCACUCUCCCGAGGGCAUUACUCCAUCAAAUCUGACACCUGGUCCUUCGGGGUUCUCCUCCAUGAGAUUUCCAGCAGGGGUCAGAUGCCCUGCCCAGGUACUGGGCAUGUCCAUACCUUCCCGAGGGUAGAGGCGGCCUACCGCAUGCCCUGCCCCCUGGAGCGCCCACCCACCACACACCAGCUGAUGCUCUCGUGCUGACACAGGGACCCCGAGCAGAGGCCCCGCUUCAAAGGGCUGCGGGAAAAGCUCUCCAGCCUCAGAAGGUACGAGAGCCUGCUGCGUCGGCCGCCUCCUUGCCACUGCCUGAAGGCCAGGCCAGCCCUCGUGAGGGGCCUGAGCAACCUCGGAUCAUGGGAGUGGGCUGACCCAGAUUUACUGAGGAUUUGCUGAAGGUACCAACAGCUCCCAGAAUCAACCGGACACUCCCGAAAAGGGGCUCGGGCAGCCCUGGGCCCACCUGUUGCCCAGUGCAGCCAGGAGCUGGGACUGCCCCUCCGCCUGACACCAGCUCCUGGCAAGUGCUGGGACCUCCACAGCCAACACCUGCCCUGGGGCUCCAGGAGCCAGGUCGCCCCUCCUUCCAAAGGGAGUGGACCUGUCCCUGGUCCUGACCCAAAGCCCACCGGCUGUCAGGACCAGGGCUGAGCUUCCGGGCCGUGCGCGGUGGGGACCGAGGCUUUGGCUGCACUCCCUGUGCCCUCUGGCCUUGCCUGAGACCUGGAUAUAAGGGGGUGUGGACCCCCCAGUCCUCUGUGGAGACAGGGGCACUGACGCCUGCUCCCCGGGGCCAGCCGCUGCUCCUAUCCAGCUGCCCCCGGGGGGCCUGGGGGGCCGCGUCUGGACACUGUGACCGAAAGGACUGGGUGGGGGUCAGGCUAACUGUGCCUGGACACAUUUGAGGGCAGGCAGGACAGAAGGUGCAGCCUUUGGGGGCCACGAGCCACCCAAAUGCCUUGGGAUGGACUCCCGACCCCCGUGACUUAGAGCGGAGCUGGGGCGGGGUGGCCAGCUGAGCCCAGCCUGCUAACCAGUGGAGACCACCCCUCUAGGCCCCCGCCCUCACACCAAGCCUCCGUCCGCUCCCUCACUGAAUUGCCCUCUCCUGACCCCCAGGCCCCGGUCAGUCUCUGCCGGCCACUGAGGCACGUGGACGCCACCAGCCUACCCCCCACGCCUGCCCCCAGGAGGCCAGCAGAGGAUGAGACGACUCCCCAGCCACACACAGAGCUCCCAAGUAGGACUCUGCCCAAAGCUGGGCUGCCCCGGGUGGGGCCCCGUAGAGCCUCCCACACCCCCUUCCCCUCACCCUUAGGCUGCCGGGGGCCCUGCCCAGAGUGUGCCUUACAAGAGGCUACAGGAGACGCCGCCCUUACUGGAAGGCACGUGGGAGAGCAGGGCGCGUGAGCUGCUCCACACCAGGCUGAGGACGGCCUCCUCGAGGGCGCCGGGCCCCACGUCUGAGGGCUCCGGACCCAAGCCAGAGACCCUGUCUCCUGCCGCGGCAGCAGGGGCCGAGGCGGGCUUACUCCGAGGACCCCAACCUCAGUGGCUGCCCUGGGACUGCCUGCUCUCCCCGGCUCCCCAGGAUAGCAAGGCACCCCACCUCUUCUCAGAUACAAGGCUCCACACUCACCGGAGCUGUCUGCCCACGUGAACCGGAGCCAGAUCUCGGAGGUGGCCCGCUAGGGAGGGACCCCAGGAGGGUCCAGGAAGUGAGAAGUUUGAGGGGUUGGUGACUCCUCCCGCGGGGGUGGGGGUGGCAUGGAGCUCACACACACACACCAUGUGGCUGCUGGCUGCUUGUUUAUUUUCUACUCGGUGCAAGGCACAGGUUAGAGGGUGCCGGGAAGGCUCUCAUGUGGCUUGGACAGUAAAGAGUGGAGUUCUCUCAACUUCCUUUUUGGUGUUUUGCUGUUUUGAUAUUAAAAACCCAACUGCUUGUGUUGGCUGCAGCCUGAUCACUCUCAGGGAGGGGAAGGAGGGGGGCUCUGAUGAGCCCAGCGCCUGGGGAGGAAGCCCGCCCGGCAGCUGGUGGUGGCCACUCAGGACGGGGGCCUGGAGUUGGUUUGGCCAGGCUGGCCGCCAGGCUGCUGCUUCCCCACGGCUUCCCGAGCCAGGUCACAGGUGAUCAUGCCGGUGGAGGCCUGGGCUGGUUCUGAGCUGGAGGAGAGCAUGUGGUCAGAGGCUGCUACCACCUGCCCCCCCCACGGCCCCCAGGAAGGUGGACUCACUGCUCUGGGGACUCCAACACUGUGGCCAUGAACGGGAGAGUGGACUUCCCGAAAAAGAAGCUGGCCCACCAGUGUCCCGGGUCAGCUCUGGGGAGACCUGAGAGAA
Lagenorhynchus albirostris (white-beaked dolphin) is the source of this 3639-nucleotide messenger RNA. It is a transcript of the gene PTK6, whose product is annotated as protein tyrosine kinase 6. Gene Ontology annotation, biological process: multicellular organism development; protein phosphorylation; positive regulation of kinase activity. Gene Ontology annotation, cellular component: signaling receptor complex. Lineage: Eukaryota; Metazoa; Chordata; Mammalia; Artiodactyla; Delphinidae. Gene Ontology annotation, molecular function: protein binding; transmembrane receptor protein tyrosine kinase activity; ATP binding. The record is from RefSeq and is a predicted model, not a curated record.